Monopterus albus (swamp eel) is the source of this 976-nucleotide messenger RNA. Its product is annotated as peptide YY-like. Gene Ontology annotation, molecular function: neuropeptide Y receptor binding; neuropeptide hormone activity. Bases 99 to 398 code for a protein of 99 amino acids. The record is from RefSeq and is a predicted model, not a curated record. Lineage: Eukaryota; Metazoa; Chordata; Actinopteri; Synbranchiformes; Synbranchidae. Gene Ontology annotation, cellular component: extracellular region. The transcript is spliced from 4 exons. Gene Ontology annotation, biological process: feeding behavior; neuropeptide signaling pathway.
CCUCCCCACGUGACACAUGAUAUAAAACUGGGGCAACAUUAGGAAUCUAGCAGAGGUGCCUUGAACUCCGAGAUAGUCAACUACAGCAUUACAUCAUAAUGAUUCGCUCCAGCACUGAGAUGUCGCUGUGUAUUCUGGCUCUCUACCUGUUGGCUUGUAUUCACUCUGGCAUAGAUGCAUAUCCAGCCAAACCUCUCAGUCCCCGGGAAGGUGCACCCCCUGAGGAGCUUGCCAAAUAUUAUUCUGCACUAAGACACUACAUCAACCUCAUUACAAGGCAGAGGUAUGGGAAAAGAGACACUCCAGAUACUGUAUUUUCAGAUGUGUUGUUGAGGGAGAGCACAGAAAGUAUUCCAGGAUCUAACUAUGUCAGAUAUGAAGAGCUGCCACUGUGGUGAUGUUGGAGAAGCUGUGAUUUCAAAGCUGUUGUUGUGUCUGCUACUCACAUGAAAUGAACUGUUGCAUGCAAUAUAUGUUGUGUAAUGCAGCUACUUUGGUCUGUAAUGUUGCCAUUGCUACUGUAUAUGAAAAUAUGAUUGAUAUGUAGGUCUAUCGACACACUGGCUCACCUGGCUCCACAUGCACCACCUUGACUGGGUUUGAUUUAGUUCAAUUGAUGGAGUAACAGUGCCCUCUACUGAUGAAGUGAGGCAAAUUCAUGUCUGCUGCCAAUGUUCCAUGUUGGAUAAAAAUUAUUGUAAUUUGAAUCCUCUGCAGUUUUGAAUUUAUUUCACUUGUUUUAUCAAGCCUGGUGGGAUAUAUCUGCACCCUGCCUUAAACCAGAUUGCUUGGUGCUGGUUGACAGAAAUAUUUAUUGAUCAUGUGUAUAUUAUAUCAAAGGUAAUAUUACUAAGCUCUAUAAUAUUAAUUCCUCGUGAAAUAAAUGUAUCACUUGGUAUGCAAUAAAAUGUAUUGUUAUGAUGAAGAUUUGCCAGAGCUGCAAAAGAAAUGUUACACACAACUGACAACAAUCUUC